AUGGUUAAGUUUUUCCUGAAGAAAGAACGGCUUAACUUUAUGAAGGGUUGGGCAGCCUCUCAAUGGGACAUGGAACAUGAGGUGGUACACGACCGAGGUUCUAACGAGCAGUUGACAGCCACCGCCAGCACAAAUGACACACUUCUCAGAGCCAUUGCUGAGGAGGAGUGUGACAAUAUCGAGGACACUGCUAUCAUUUACAACAAAUGUGCGGCACAGUGUGCACCUCUGAUUUCAACCCUUUACAAUUCGCAAGCAAUGUCGUGUGAGACUUUGUUCAGCCUCCGAUUGACUAUUCUUCCCCAGCUACUUUCACCAGCAGUUCCUGGGCUAGGUGGAAGAGAAUUGGUCAUUGCCGACCACGCAGACGUGGUUCUUGUGCAUAUUUUGAUUUUAGGUACAAGCGAAGGUCCCAGGUUGUCAAUACUGGAUCUCUUUCUCUUUGUCGCAGGCAUUGUUCUAUACAAACAUGAUCCCCAUGCUUUCAAGACAUGCGCACUUGCUCUUCUCGCCGGCUGGUGUGAAGACCGACAAUAUCCUUGGAGUAUCUCGGUGCCAUACCGCGUUGACGAGUCUAAUCUUCCUUUCCCCGACAAUGAUGAAGACGACAAGGAUGAUCUGCCAAUUCCAGUGCCUGUAACCCUGCCAAUUCCAGCUCCCGUAUACUUGUCCAUCCCAGCGCCUGUAUCUGGCUCAAUUCCAGCUCCUGUACCUCCACUGAUUCCAGUGCCUGUAUAUGGUGCCACUCCUCAUAGCUCCAUCAUUCGCCGGUCUGGACGUCUUCCAGUACCCACUGAGAAAGGACUGGCCUUCAGGAAUAGGCUCGCGCAGGACAAGUCCCGUCUAACGUGUCAACGAGACAUCCACACCACUCAAAUCAACGGCAUUCCUCCCCCACCUGGCAGCUGCACCACACCGGCACCCAUCGUCAUAACUCCCACUCAAAUGUCUAAUCCUCCCUAA
This is a messenger RNA of Suillus paluster, 963 nucleotides long. RefSeq lists its product as uncharacterized. Bases 1 to 963 code for a protein of 320 amino acids. Lineage: Eukaryota; Fungi; Basidiomycota; Agaricomycetes; Boletales; Suillaceae. The transcript is spliced from 4 exons. The record is from RefSeq and is a predicted model, not a curated record.